Messenger RNA from Fulmarus glacialis (Northern fulmar), 2889 nucleotides. RefSeq names its product leucyl-tRNA synthetase 2, mitochondrial (gene LARS2). The coding region runs from base 1 to 2712 and encodes 903 amino acids. The record is from RefSeq and is a predicted model, not a curated record. Gene Ontology annotation, molecular function: leucine-tRNA ligase activity; ATP binding; aminoacyl-tRNA deacylase activity. The transcript is spliced from 20 exons. Gene Ontology annotation, biological process: leucyl-tRNA aminoacylation; mitochondrial translation. Gene Ontology annotation, cellular component: mitochondrion. Lineage: Eukaryota; Metazoa; Chordata; Aves; Procellariiformes; Procellariidae.
AUGCGGUUGGUUUGUCAGAGAGUUGGCUCUUGUUCUUCAUGUUUGAAGAGAGAACUAAAUGGCUUCCUGGGAUUAAUUAAAUGGCAGAGAAGACUGGUUCCUGCUUGUGUCAGAACUAUUUACAGUGAGACGGGGAAAUGGGAAAAAAGCUAUGGGUUGGAGACAAGAAAAAGAGUUGAAAGUUGGUGGCUCCCAAGAAUAAAGGAUCAGUUCUGCAAAAUUUCAGAAACUGAUAAAUCAAGACCAAAAUUUUAUGUGCUUUCUAUGUUCCCAUAUCCUUCUGGAAAGCUUCACAUGGGCCAUGUUCGUGUCUACACCAUCAGUGAUGCAGUAGCUCGGUUCCAGAAAAUGAGAGGGAUGCAGGUAAUAAAUCCAAUGGGAUGGGACGCGUUUGGUUUACCAGCAGAAAAUGCUGCUGUUGAACAUGGGCUUCACCCUGCAAGCUGGACACAAAGUAAUAUUCAACACAUGAGGGAACAGUUUGAUGCACUAGGUCUGUCUUUUACAUGGGAAAGGGAAAUAACCACUUGCUUACCAGAGUACUACAAAUGGACACAAUAUCUCUUUCUUAAGCUUUUUGAAGCUGGGAUAGUGUAUCAAAAAGAGGCCUUGGUUAAUUGGGAUCCAGUGGAUCAGACUGUUCUAGCUAAUGAACAGGUGGACGACAAUGGUUGCUCAUGGCGUUCAGGAGCAAAAGUGGAACAGAAAUACCUCAGACAGUGGUUUAUCAAAACUACUGCUUAUGCAAAGGCUAUGUUUGAUGCUUUGUCCGAUCUCCCUGAGUGGUAUGGUAUAAAAGAAAUGCAAGCAAAUUGGAUAGGUGACUGUGUUGGAUGCUAUCUUGACUUCUCACUAAAGGUUAACGGUAAAGUAACAGAAGAGAAGCUAGCUGCUUACACCUAUACGCCUGAAGCCAUUUAUGGAGCUUCCCAUUUAUAUAUCUUACCGACUCACAGACUGCUGCAUGGGAAUAGCAGUCUCAAGAAAGUCUUUCAGAGGGAGUUCAGCCCAGGGAAAGACUCGCUUACUUCAGUGACAGCUGUGAAUUUGCUUACCCAUCAGGAGAUUCCUGUAGUCAUCUCAGCAAAAACUGAUUUUGAGAAUUUUCUCGAUACUAAAAUAGGAAUACCUAGUACAAGUGCAGAAGAUGCUGCAGUAGCUAAGAAUCUGGGCAUUUCUUUCACUGAAGUCACUGAAACAUUGCCAAAUGGUUUGGAGAAAGUAAUCAAUUCUGGGGAGAUCACAGGCAUGACUCGUCAGGAGGCUUUCAAAGCUAUUACCCAGCAGGCCAAAAAUAAAGGAAUAGGUGGAGACCUAACGAGUGAUAAAUUAAGAGACUGGUUAAUAUCUCGACAGCGGUACUGGGGAACACCUAUUCCUAUCAUUCACUGCCAGACAUGUGGCACUGUCCCCGUACCUUAUGAAGACUUACCUGUGGUGUUGCCCAAUGUAACCACCUUCACGGGAAAGGGAGCCUCACCUUUAGAAACUGCUCCAGAAUGGGUGAACUGUUCCUGUCCGAGGUGUAAGGCAGCAGCACGGCGGGAGAUCGAUACCAUGGAUACGUUUGUUGACUCCGCUUGGUACUACCUGAGGUACACCGACCCUCACAACGGGGACAGGCCCUUUAAUAAUGACUUAGCAGACUACUGGAUGCCUGUGGAUUUGUACAUCGGAGGAAAGGAGCAUGCAGUUAUGCACUUAUUCUAUGCGAGGUUUUUCAGCCAUUUUUGUCAUGACCUAAAGAUGACAAAACACAAGGAGCCUUUCCAUAAGCUCUUAGUUCAAGGUCUUAUCAAGAAUCAAACAUUCAGACGAACAACAGGCCAGUGUUUGAAGAGAGAGGAGGUUGAUCUCACUGGAACUGAACCAGUUUACCUAAAAACUGGUGAGAAGCUCCAAGUUGCUUGGGAAAAAAUGAGCAAAUCUAAGCACAAUGGAAUAGACCCUGAAGAAUUAGUGAAAGAGUAUGGCAUUGACACCCUACGUCUUUACAUUCUGUUUGCUGCUCCUCCAGAACAAGAUAUUUUGUGGGAUGCUAAAACUGAUGCUAUGCCAGGUGUUCAGAGAUGGCAGACGCGCCUCUGGACACUUGUAACCAAACUUAUUGAAGCACGGACUUCAGGAACCAUGCCCAAUCCUGGGCUUCUGAAUAAGAAAGAGAAGGCUGAAGCCAGAAAGAUCUGGGAUCAGAAGAAUCUGGUGAUAUCUGAGGUAACAGAGUACUUCACAAAGGAUCAUUUGUUCAAUGCAGCUAUUUCUCGAUUGAUGAGCCUCACUAACGUACUCCAUCAAGCUUCUCGGCCUCUUAUUCUCCACAGUGCAGAAUUUGAAGAUGCUUUGGCUACACUCUGCAUCAUGGUUGCACCUAUGGCUCCACACAUUGCAUCAGAGAUGUGGAAAGGUUUGGCACAUAUGCAGAAUAAACUUUGUGCGCAUCAUCACUGGGAUGUUGAUGUGCUGCAUCAGUCCUGGCCCAAAGUAGACCCAGAGUACCUUCAGCCAUCAGAUGAUGUGGAGAUGUCUGUUCUGAUCAAUAACAAAGCCUGUGGCAAGGUUUUAGUGCCUCAGCAAGCAGCCCGCAAUUUUGAAGAAGUCCACGAACUCGUUCUUCAAAGUGAACUUGGAGUCAAGCAUCUCCAGGGACGAACCAUUAAAAAGGCCUUUCUGUCUCCCAGAACUGCCCUGAUCAACUUCUUAGUGCAAGAAUAGCACAGGCUCUGCUGGGCAAAAGGGAACUGGAGUCUUUCGAGAUGAAACCAAUUCAAAAAUACCAGUUAUUGUUACUUAAAUUUCAUGUAGCAGUGGGGAAGAAAUGUUAUUAAAAUCAGGUUGCUGCUAAAUCUUCAUUUCAGCAUGGAGAAAUGCGCGGAAUUAAAGUUUUUUAUC